Papilio xuthus (Asian swallowtail) is the source of this 4804-nucleotide messenger RNA. RefSeq names its product kinesin-like protein KIF20B. Gene Ontology annotation, cellular component: mitotic spindle; spindle microtubule. Gene Ontology annotation, molecular function: plus-end-directed microtubule motor activity; microtubule binding; ATP binding. The transcript is spliced from 14 exons. The record is from RefSeq and is a predicted model, not a curated record. Lineage: Eukaryota; Metazoa; Arthropoda; Insecta; Lepidoptera; Papilionidae. The coding region runs from base 421 to 4482 and encodes 1353 amino acids. Gene Ontology annotation, biological process: mitotic spindle assembly; spindle elongation; microtubule-based movement.
AAUGAUUUUGAAGUUCAAAAUUUAAAAAGCGCUCGACCGUUUGCGAAUUACAGGAAUUAGGAAAUGAGUUUUAAGUUUAUAAUUCAAAUUCGAUAAAAAUAAACUUGCAUGCAGUGCCCAUAACUCAAUUCAUUUACGUGAAAAUGUUUAUUGUUUGGUGCUUGAUUUACGGUACAAUUUGUGUAAUGUAAUUGCGUGUUUUGUGUAACAUCAAAUAUCAGGCUUGCAAGUUUUUGGUGUUCAUGAUGAUUCUUCAUGUAAAUUUUUAGUAAAUCAUUGACUGAAUCACCGGUUACUUUUCAAGAUUUUUAUAUAUUUUGACAUUGGCAAAAUUCAGGAUUUCCAGAAUGUCAUAAAAAAAGAAGUCAAACCGUUUUGUUUGAUAAUUUACAUAUUUCAAACUUAUAUAGCAGUGGCAAAAUGAUAAACCAACGUAUUUCCGAUAGUGAUGUCUCCAAUUGCAAACGAGACGUACCCUCGUUUAUUGAGCCGAGACCGCCUCUAAUAUCUAAUCCAUUCAUGCGACCUAAACCCCAGAAAGGGACAAACUUACUGGACUUGUUUGAGACCGAUUCCGAAUCCGAUGAGCCUGAGCUAGUUCAAGUAUACUUAAGGUUAAAACCAUGCAAUGCUCCCAGCAAUUUGUAUGAAGUGAAGUCAGAUCACUGCUUGAUAACAUCUCUGGAUACAUCUACAGUGGGCCAUGGUCGACGCACUCAGUACAAUGUGUCUAAGAUGUACACAUUUUCACAUAUUUUCGGACCUGAGGCCAAUCAAACGGAAUUGUUUGAGAGAGUUGUUAAAGAUAAUUUAAAAAAGUUACCAGAGGGGCAUAGCUUUACAUUGCUGACUUAUGGAGCAUCCGGUUCAGGCAAGACAUUCACACUCAUGGGGACAGUGAGCUCGCCAGGGCUGGUGCCGCGGUCUCUGGAGUAUGUGUUCAGAGUUGUGGAUGCAGCCGUCAGACCUGUGUAUAAACCCGCUGAUAAUGGAGCUGAAAAACUUAGCUAUGCAUCACAGGAGCAUGAGCUACAGUUUGUGAAACAGCUGCGUCAGGUGUCGGUGCCACUGCGAGAGAGGUACCGUCGCAUGAGCACCAAGCUGCACAGUGACUUUGCAGCCAGCACUCUCGACUUGGCCAAUAGGAUUAAGUAUUAUGUCUGGGUAUCUUUUGUGGAGAUCUACAAUGAGGGGAUCUAUGACUUGCUGUCCACCAAUGAUCGAAGUUCCGCCUCUAAACUUGUUAUUCGUGAAGAUUCCAAUGGAAAUGUAUAUGUAAAGGGCGCGACGCAGGUGUUCGUGAAGACGGGCGAGGAGGCGUACGACGUGAUGGUGGCGGGCAAGCACAACCUGCAGGUGGCCGCCACCGGCGUCAACGCGCGCUCCUCACGCUCGCACUGCAUAUUCACCAUCACCAUGCUCACAGAGACUGAGGCCGGAUGCCGCGUGUCCAGCGUGCGGCUGUGCGACCUGGCGGGGUGUGAGCGCGCACGACGCACGCGCAACGCGGGCGCGCGGCUGGCGGAGUCGCGCGCCAUCAACACCUCGCUGCACGUGCUGGAGCGCUGUCUGCGCACGCUGCGCCAGCGACAGCGCGCGCGCACCGACGCCCUCGUCCCCUACCGGGAGUCGAAGCUGACGCGUCUGCUGGGCGCGGGUCUGUCGGGGGCGCGCGGCGAGGCGGUCAGUGUGGUGGUCACCGUCAACCCGGCGGCAGAGUGCGCGCUGGAGACGCGCCACGUGCUGCAGCUCGCCGCCGUCGCCAGGGACAUACAGGUGAACAACACGGCCUCGGAGUACUCCGCGCUGGAGGCGAGCUCGCAGGACACGAUGCUGUCGCAGACCUCGUCAGCCUCCAGCGCGGAGGUGCAGCGUCUGCGAGCCGAGAACGAGAGGCUGCACUUUGAACUCUUGCAGGCCCAGGAGUACAGCAAGGAGUUGGCGAUGUCUAUGGAGGAGCAGCAGGCGCAGAACGCCAGCAACAUGAAGGCGGUGUUCAGCGAGGGGCAGCACAUCAUGCGCCAGCACUACGAGACCAUCAUGCGCUCCAUGAGACAGGAGAUGGAGGAAAUGAAACAAGAAUAUGAAGAUAAAAUAAGCAAGCUUAGCUUACAACCGGCCCCUGCAGACGGUUCACCGACGCGAUUACUCAAAAACGAGGUAUCCGAUUUGAUGAGAGAGAUCGAUAAUCUUGAGGGCAAGCUGGCUGCUGAGGUGUCUGCGCGCGAGGGCGCCGAGCAGGAGGUCUGCAAGUUGAGAGCAUACAUUGAAGAGAUGGAAGAAAAAGUUGCCAGCGGCGCACAGAAUAAGUACGAAGAAGUUAUAUCUCUGACUGAAAGUGAGGACGACAGCGAAGAGGAUCCGUGCAACGAAAGCCUCGAGCCCGUCAUAAGAAAGGAAAGAUCUAGAUUGUUGAGACAGAGUCUAGCGUCUUUCAGCAACAUACUGAAUGAAAGCGUCGAAGUUUCAGGCGACGCACGCGCCAGUGAGGUUGACGAAGGUAUCUGUAGGGAAGAUGUAGAAGAUAUUGAAAACGACGAGGAAGUGAAGAACAAGUCUCAAGACAUUGAAAAAAUCUCUGAAGAAAAUGUAGAAUCGUUUGGAUGUAUAGACAGAGGAACAUAUUUCGUUAAAGAGCCUGAGAUAGUACUCAGCAGCAGCAAAACUGUCGAAGACAAAUACAAUCAACGUGUACGUGAAACUUAUUUUGUUAGGAAAUCACAAGAUGACAGUAAAUCUGAUGAAUCUUCCGAACAAGAGCAGGAAAUUGACAAAGAUGACAGUGAGACAGAAAUUGACAAAGAAGCCGACUUAAAUGAAGAGAAAGAAAACGCCGACUUGACUUCGCCGAUGUGUGAUAAUCUAGAAAAAUUGGAAGAAAAUUUAAAUUCGAACAAAUCUUACAACUUUACAAUGAACAAUAAGAAUGAUGAAGACAGCAAAGAUGAGAUAAAGACUUAUGAAGAAAUGAACGAUAUGUUAGAAGGAGAGAAUAUAAAUAAAAUUGUACCUCUGACAAAGUCUGAUAGUUUGGAGAAUUCAGUUGAUGAUAGUAAUUUAAAUAAAUCACUGAACACCGAGAAAGAAAUCAUAAACAAUGUGGAGAAGGAAAUCGAAACAGAAAGUCAAAUCGAAAUAAAUAAUGGAAAAGAAACAUCAGAUGUACCAGAUCCAACGAAAAGCUUGAUGAAUAAAAUAUUUAAAAAAUUAAAAUCAAACUCUGGAGAAUACAGCUCCAAUAAUUCUUUAGCCCAGUUUGAACAGUUGGAAAUGGAAGCAAAUGAUUUGAGCUCAGAUCCUAAACGAAAAACUUUUGACGUUCUUUCGAAUAUUAACAUAUUCAAGGAGAAGAAAAACUUUUUUGACGUAACAAUACCCGAAAAGCCCGAGGACUUAAACUGUGAGGAAUCUAAUGAUGAAAAGAAAGAUUUAGCUGACGAUUUAAAUGUACAAACUGAAAAAUAUGACAAAUUAUCGCACAUUAAAAAUAUGCAUCAAUUAAAAAAUGACGAAUUAAGGUCUCCGUCAAUAGUUAAAGAUGAUUGCGUGUCUAACUUUGAACCUAGUACAAUAAAAAAGCUUUUGGGAGAAAGUUUUACUCGACAACUAGAUUCGGUGUCAACUUUGAAGAAUAAAAAUUUUAAGAAAAAACACGAUUCCGUCGAUCCAUUCGAUGACUUGGAGUCGCCGCGAAAAGCUGUUGAAAAUAUAGGGAAAUCUUUCAGUGAUAUUAAUUUGUCUAAAAAUAAUGAAUGUGACGUAAAAUCCAAUCCGGAACCGGAGGAAUCCGAUAUUAACAAACCGUUAAUGGAAGACAUUUCUAUAGCCACCAAACCGAGCGACUCGGCUCUCAUUGAGAAAGAAACUAAAGUGGAUAACACAUUGGAAGCAUUCGAAAACAUAUAUAAAGAUAUUUCUCAACCGAGAGCUACUGACUUUGAUCUAUUGGUGGCGCAGGAAGAAAGCUCAUGCAAUAAAGAAGAUAACAAAGAAGAAGCCACGAGUAUUACACAGGAAGGAACGCAGGAAGCGACCGAAGUUAAAUACAACCUGAGGAAGAAACUAACAUCUAGAAAUGGCGACGAUUCUGAUAAAACUAAUGAAAUAGUCGCGAGAGCGAAACGCAAUUUGAGGCUGCGACGCCACAAGAAGCAGAUGGACGAGGCUGCGGAGCUGGAGGAGGGUGACAAGCUGAAAGACAUCAUCAACCUGCAGGUGCAGUUCUCCGAUGUGACGCUCGGCAAGCCGGCACCGGAGCCCCCGGCGCGCCCCGCAUCUCCAGAACCCAAGGGGGAGGAGAACCUGCCCCCCCUCGGCAUACAGAGUUGCCCCUCCAAGAGUGUGACUCGCAGCAGAAGGAAAUUGUUCACGCCGCGCGCGGAGCCGCUGGAGGACGAGUCGGGUCCGUGCGGCGACAGCGGGGAGCGACUGCGAGUGCCCCGACCCUCCUACCAUAGACCUAGAGCGCGCCGCAAGCUUUAAUUCAUUUAUGCAACACCUUAUUCAAAUAUAUUUAUUAAAUUUUAUCUUGUAAACUUCAAAGCACAGGACUUGCUCAUAAUACAAAUAAACUUGACGAUAAAUACGAAAAUAUAUCUGACCUGAAGUUAUUCUUGUUUUACAUAAAUAUUUAUUGUUACACUGUAAAUAUUAUAUAUGUGAUAAUUCGAUAUUAUUCUUAAUAAAAAAAUAUCAACAUUGUUAAAAUUUGACUAAUUUUGAGCAUCAACUUGUCUUCAAAUCUCGUGUCGUCGUAGAUAUUGUCUUUUAUUGCAUUCUAAUUAUAUUACGUAUCUAUUUUGUA